This is a messenger RNA of Onychostoma macrolepis, 2849 nucleotides long. It is a transcript of the gene chrna2a, whose product is annotated as cholinergic receptor, nicotinic, alpha 2a (neuronal). Lineage: Eukaryota; Metazoa; Chordata; Actinopteri; Cypriniformes; Cyprinidae. Gene Ontology annotation, molecular function: acetylcholine-gated monoatomic cation-selective channel activity; transmembrane signaling receptor activity. The transcript is spliced from 4 exons. Gene Ontology annotation, biological process: signal transduction; chemical synaptic transmission; nervous system process. The record is from RefSeq and is a predicted model, not a curated record. Bases 16 to 1341 code for a protein of 441 amino acids. Gene Ontology annotation, cellular component: neuron projection; postsynaptic membrane; synapse.
GAUGAGAAGAAUCAAAUGAUGACAACAAACGUUUGGCUGAAACAGGAAUGGAACGAUUAUAAACUGCGCUGGAAUCCAUCAGAAUUUGAUAAUGUGACAUCUAUUAGAGUCCCGUCAGAGAUGAUUUGGGUGCCUGAUAUUGUUUUAUACAAUAAUGCGGACGGUGAGUUUGCGGUGACCCACAUGACCAAAGCCCACCUGUUCCACACUGGAAAGGUGAGUUGGGUUCCUCCAGCCAUCUACAAGAGCUCCUGCAGCAUUGACGUCACUUUCUUCCCAUUCGACCAACAAAACUGCAAGAUGAAGUUCGGCUCCUGGACCUACGACAAGGCCAAGAUAGAUCUGGAGCAGAUCGAGAGCACCGUGGACCUGAAGGACUACUGGGAGAGCGGUGAAUGGGCCAUCAUCAAUGCUGUGGGAACCUACAACACAAAGAAAUACGACUGUUGUCAUGAGAUCUACCCGGACAUCACCUACUUCUUCAUCAUCCGCCGUCUGCCUCUGUUCUACACCAUCAACCUCAUCAUUCCCUGCUUGCUCAUUUCUUGUUUGACCGUCUUGGUGUUCUACCUGCCAUCCGACUGUGGAGAGAAGAUCACAUUGUGUAUUUCCGUCCUCCUUUCCCUCACCGUUUUCUUGUUGCUCAUCACCGAAAUCAUUCCCUCGACGUCUCUGGUCAUUCCACUGAUUGGAGAGUACCUGCUCUUCACCAUGAUCUUUGUCACCCUCUCUAUAGUCAUUACUGUUUUUGUGCUUAACGUGCACCAUCGUUCACCAAGCACUCAUAAAAUGCCCCGUUGGGUCCAUUCGGUGUUCCUGGACCUCAUUCCCCGCUGGCUCUUCAUGAGACGCCCGGAACCUGAUCAGAAACGCCGCAAUACGCCAAACCUCAGCAAGUCCAAAAGCUGGCUUCAUCAGGAGACCGAUGUGGACGGGCUGAACUGUCAGGACAUGGAGUUCGGGUUAGGGAUGGGAAUAUCCACGUCCAUCUCUUCCCCAUCCGCCACGUCUCUGCAUCUGUCCGACUCGGAGCCUUUACUCCAGAAGUACGAGCUCCAGCAGUUAGGACACGUGGUGAACCUGUGUCAGCGUUCAGCAAAUCUCACAAAUCUCACGUCAGACCCCAGUCUGACCUUCUCACCGUGUGUCCUACGAGCUCUGGACGGGGUGCGGUACAUCGCUGAUCACCUGCGUGCUGAGGACGAAGACUUCUCAGUCAAGGAGGACUGGAAAUACGUGGCAAUGGUGAUUGACCGAAUCUUUCUGUGGAUGUUCAUCAUCGUGUGCCUGCUGGGGACGAUCGGCCUCUUCUUACCUCCCUGGAUUUCAGGAAUGAUCUGAGCGCUCGCUUCAAGAGCCGAGAUACAGAGCGACGAUAAAGACUUCCCUGAUGGAAGCCAAGGCCUUUUCCAGGGACCAUUACAAACAUUUGUUAUAUGAAAAAAGUAUUUUUAUUUCAUCUUUUCCUUUGAUGAGAGAUACCCGCUCUUCAGGGAUUAUUUGAGAAUGUGGUUCAUUGUUACAGCGCAGGAAACACAAGUCACCUCUCUCUGAAUGCCUGACAUUUACCAUUAUCAAACUGCACCCGAGUCCUGUCUCCAUGCAUAAAGGGCGGGACCGUCAGCGCCGCAAUAUGCAAAAUUAACCUUUGGGAAAGAGGCAAAGCUUAUGUGACCCUGACGGGUGGCAGUUCAAUUCAGUUCACUCUUUACCCUUUAUCCAACUGUUCAAUGAAUCGUAGAUUGCAUUUCGUGCCGCUUUCAACAGCAAUUAUCUCCAAGGUCAGAAGGCAACUACUAUUUAUUUAUAACUUUCUCGAGUCUUUGAAAAUGCAAUGCUUUUGAUAUUGCGGAGGUCGUGCAAUUAUGCAAGUUGGGUCUGUGAACCAUGUGGGUCAAUGACUUUUAAAUGGGACCUGAGAGAAAAAACACAUUUACUACUUGAAAUGCCCACUGAACUAAAAUAGUGUUUUGCCAAACAAUGAAGAGCAAUUAAAGCCAAAAUAUUAGAUAACAACUAGGAUAGGCCUUUAUCUGCUGUAAUCCAGAAUGAAUCAUUACAUAAAAAUGUCUCAGUCGGGUUUACCUAAUGAUUAAUAAACCGACUCUAUCUGACACACAUAUCCCUUAAUAGCUUCAUUUUACAGCUGUGUAAAAAUGAUAAAUGAGACAAUAUAAGCGAUGUCGCCCUCUGCUGAUGGUUGUGUAAAACAACUGAUUUAAAUCCAGGAUUCAUGAAAUGUGCAAUUAAAUAAAAAUGGAUUUAAAAUGAAUUAAAACAUGGCUAAAUAAAAAAAAUAAAACAUAAAAACAUAUUUGAAUAAAAUGUAAUAUUUAAAUAUAUAUUAACAUAUAAUAAUAAAAUAUUGGUCAAAAUGUGAGCUCUAAAAUUUCAAAACAUAGGCUUAAUGAAAAUAUAUUGAAUUUUUUCAUAUAUUUAAAAAAAGACAAAUAAAUAAUUGAAUUCAUAAUUUAUAGAGAUGCUGAAAAACAAUAAACACUAAACCAAUCCAGAUUUUAUUUCCUUGCAAUUUUAAGUAAAACUAAAAAGAAAAACUAUCUGAAUUGCGAAAUGUUGAUUUGCAAUUAGGGCUGCAACUAACGAUUAUUUUAAUAAUCGAUUAAUCUGUCGAUUAUUUUUUUCGAUUAAUCGAUGAAUCGGAUUAAAAAAAGAAAAGCAUUCAUUUCCAACCCUUUAUUCAAAAACAGAACUAAAAUCUUUAGAAAGUGCACAAACAUGUUGCUCCUUGAACAUCCCUGAGCUGUUAUAAUAAUAAUAAAAUAAAAUAAAAAUGGACUAACACAAAAAACAUACACAUGUAUGCUUUACAUCUGCCAAAUAUAUAGACU